Molecule: messenger RNA, 3612 nt
Organism: Spodoptera litura
Lineage: Eukaryota; Metazoa; Arthropoda; Insecta; Lepidoptera; Noctuidae
Gene: pnt
Product: ETS transcription factor pointed
Biological process (GO): cell differentiation; regulation of transcription by RNA polymerase II
Cellular component (GO): nucleus
Molecular function (GO): sequence-specific DNA binding; DNA-binding transcription factor activity, RNA polymerase II-specific
Source: RefSeq, a predicted model, not a curated record
CACGGCACCUCGAGCCGAGUCACAUCCCGGGGCAGCGGGUAUCUAGUGCACCCGCGGCGCCGGCUCGUCGCGUAUCGAAACUACAAGUGUGUCGUUGUAAUGUGAAAUUACCUCGUUUAAUGAGGGGACAGUCGCAAUUGGUGAUUUUCGUAAGCUCGCUGGGAGUGAGACGGUGCGAGCUUCGCCCCUCCGCCGAGCGCCCAUUCAGCUGCGAGUAGUCGGUCGCCGGCCACUGCGACGCACGCGCGCGCUCACACCUUGCCACUCUACUCUCCGGAUACUACUCCAAUUUUGACAUGACCGGUUCGGAACACGAACGCGAACGAUCGACCGGUGUCCACACAGUGUCUGCUCACUAGUGAUUUCUCUAAUUGGUGCUUUUGAGUGAGUGUCGCCGGGAAUGUACGAGAACUCGUCCUGGACAACUUUACAAUGGCCCAAAUUGCAUUAAAUGGGUAAUUGGUGUGCUGUUAUAUGAAGUCACAAAACAAUGAACAGUGAUACAAAAAGUAUGAACUUCUUCCCCGCCACGUGACAAUAGGAAAAUCGCCAAAAUGAAAAAUAGUGAAGAGUGUUUAGACUGAUAAUAAAAACUGAACUCAAACGGAAACAGUGUGAUAUUUAUUGAUCUUAUUUAAUUGUUUAGUAAAUAGUGUAAUUAAAGUCGUUGUAAAUAUAAAUAUAAGUGAAAAGAACUAUUAAAAACAUCGGCCUGCUGGCGGGUUGUGAUACGAACUUCGAGAGCCCUCAGCAGACCACUCAUCAAGGCGACGGCGGCCAUCGCAGGCAUGGGAAUCAAAGUCAUGAUGAAAGCUUUCAAUAAGCCAAAAGACAUCCCGUCACAGGUGCCGCCAUUGACGCCAGGCACCAACAAGAAAAUGGCCGAGGCGCUGAAGGCUACCUUCGCCUCCUGGGAGAAGGAGCAACUGCGCCUCGGCGUACCCAAAGACCCUCGCCAAUGGAACGAGGCGGCGGUGGCAGCGUGGCUGCGAUGGGCAGCGCGGGAGUUCUCCCUGGAAGGCGUGGCCCUGCAACAGUUUGCCCGCACACAAGGCAAGGAUAUCUGCGCCAUGGGACGCGAGGAGUUCGUCGCACGCGCACCCGCUUUCAUGGGAGACAUCCUUUGGGAACAUCUCGAGAUAUUACAAAAAGAUGUGGAGAAGGAGCGAUCGUUGCUAGCCAACGUACCGCCGAACAUGUACGAGAGCAACGUUUGUCUGCCGGAGCUCCCAGAGUACAAUAUUCCGCCUCCAGCACACCACUACAACAACAACAACAAUACCGGCGGCUACACUACUGGCGGUCCUCGCGAGACGAACGCCUACGGGUACUCGGAACCGAGCGGUGGAGCUGCACCCGCGCCAACAGCGGGUUCCCCCCUCGACGAGUACUACCCCCCAGAGUACCCGCCCGGCCCCCCUGCGCCCCCUGCGCAGCCCUACAUCGACGAAUACUACCACCAUGCGCACGCGCACUCCCAGCCGUUACUCACACACGAGCCCAAAUACCAGCCCCAUGCCUACAGCAAGCCUUAUCCAAGAGGCGCUGGCGGCCGAUAUGGUGGCGAAGGUUAUGGCGAAAGCUACGUACAAGAGUACGGUGGCGCAUGCGCGGAGUGGAACGAGUGGCCUGCCGACCAGCACGCACUCAUCCCCCAGGACAAACUCCCGUACCCUGCCACAGGACCCUGCUUCACCGGAUCAGGGCCGAUACAACUGUGGCAGUUCUUGCUGGAGCUGCUGACUGACAAGAGUUGCCAGGGAUUCAUCUCGUGGACCGGCGACGGCUGGGAGUUCAAACUUACCGACCCUGAUGAGGUGGCUCGGCGUUGGGGCAUCCGCAAAAAUAAGCCGAAGAUGAACUAUGAGAAACUGUCCCGUGGGCUGCGCUACUACUACGACAAGAACAUCAUCCACAAGACGGCUGGCAAACGUUACGUGUACCGCUUCGUGUGUGACCUGCAGAGCUUGUUAGGCAUCUCACCUGAGCAACUGCACGCAAUGUACGAACCCAAAAUGGAGAAGAAAGACGAGGACUGAACGUGGCCCGCCUCCACAUCGCUCCCUUCGCAGACACCUCCAACCCAACGUACUAUUAGCUACACAUCUCUAGCAUACACAGACUGUCUCACUCUACUGCUGUACGAACAACGUCGUACUCAAUGACUCCAAGAAGAGAUCGGGCGACUCCGCCCCAGACCUACCUAAGUGUGUUUUCAAAAGCUAAUUGCUAACAAGGCCCCGUGCCUAUAACAAUCAUUAAGAUUUUAUAAUCAUUUUUAGAACUUCAUAAUAUUAAAAUGGAUUUGAUCUCAUAUGCAGCCACCAGUGGAAUAUUAUUAACAAACUAAUGAAGGCUAACACGGAAGAGUCCUAUGUUAUUGUUCACUUUAUAUAUUACAUUCAUAUACUUUGUACCCAGUAACCAAUGGUGCCUUAUAGAAACUUGUUCGUUCAUUUUUGGGUUCGCAAACAUUCGUUUGGAUUGUACUGGACGCACGACGCACGACGCACGUAGCGCGCAACGCAUGCGCAGUGCAGUAUUACGGAGCACUUUAUGUUAUUCUCUAUAUGUAUCGAGUCAAUGUGAUAAGUAUGCGUCCACGAACAUUGCGACACAUCAAUUUAUUUGAAUUCUCAUACACAAGAACAGAAUUCAGCGAAAUAAUCAAAACUUAGUGCUAAAAUAGUAAAAUUUUACUAUAAUUUUAAUGAUAACUGUAAAUAUAAGUUAAUUUUGUUACUUUAUAAAAUAAUUAGGUAUUAUAUUAUAGUAGUUGUUAAGUGUUGUAUGUUUAAUUCGCAAAUUGUUGCAAUAUGCGAUUAAAGUAAUGAGUAGUCAGAAUGAGGACGGACAUUAAACGAUUUUUGUCAGAGAUUUUAGUCCAAAGAUUAUUAAAUCUAAAUUCCCACCAAUUGGUAAGGAUAUGACAAAAUUACCAAAGGGACUUCUCAUCGUCUGCUUUGAAGUGAUUAUGAUAUUUUAACUUGUUUUAUCGACGAUUGUUUCCGUAACUCCACACGCAAUAGUCCAACGUAUUAUGAACUUAACGUGAACGCUCCAACACCGGGUGACGUCAACUUGUCGCUGAUCUCGUGGUAAGGGAUUGUAAUGUCUUACUAGUUAUGAAAUUAAAUUAGUUGUAUUAUUUUCAAUUUUUAUAGCUCCUAGCGUACACCGAAGAUAUGUCGAUAAGUUUUAUUUUGUAAAAUAUCUCUCCUCCAUCAAUAUGAUACUUGUUUCGUGUCGUGCAAUGCGGUUGGUAGGUUAGAAUUUGUGAAACUUUUGUCUUGGUACUUUCACACGGUGCUGUUCACUCGAUUUUAAAUGUAACACAAAUGUAAAACGAUGUCUUCCCCGUAUUAACAAUUCUUUUGGUCUGACUCCAGUUCACAUAGGUCUGUAUCUACUUGUAUUAAAGACUACAGUCUAAUAUAAUUGUGUUUUGCUCCCAUUUUUGUGCUAAUAAAUAUAUCUACACGUUUACUUGUAAGCGAAGCCAUUGUAAGUGAGACCUAAAGUAGUUACGGCCAAAUUUCUGAAUGUAUAAGUGUCGUUGUAUGUAUUGAUGGAAGAUAUAAAAUUAAAUAUAUAUAUUUACGAAAUUAUAAA